Molecule: messenger RNA, 480 nt
Organism: Candida tropicalis MYA-3404
Lineage: Eukaryota; Fungi; Ascomycota; Pichiomycetes; Serinales; Debaryomycetaceae
Gene: APS3
Product: Aps3p
Exons: 1
Coding region: 1-480 (159 amino acids)
Biological process (GO): intracellular protein transport; vesicle-mediated transport
Cellular component (GO): membrane coat; intracellular membrane-bounded organelle
Source: RefSeq, a predicted model, not a curated record
AUGAAGUUUUAUACUAAAGUUGAUAUCCCCACCCAAAAACUAUUGUUACAACAAGUUCACCAAUUGAUCUCGGUUCGAUCUGCACAAGAAUGUUCAUUUAUAACUCCACCUUCAUUAUUAGAAGACAUGGAUGAUAUUAAAGUGAUAUAUCGUCAUUAUGCAACAUUAUAUUUUGUAUUUAUUGUAGAUGAUCAAGAAUCAGAAUUGGGUAUAUUGGAUUUGAUUCAAGUAUUUGUUGAAUGUUUAGAUAAAUGUUUUACUAAUGUAUGUGAAUUGGAUUUAGUAUUUGGAUGGCAAGUUUUACAAACUGUUUUAGAAGAGAUUGUACAAGGUGGAAUGGUUAUAGAUACAAAUAUUAAUCGAAUCGUGGCAGCUGUGGAUGAAGCCAACAGUCAAAAGAAUGGGAAUACCAAUGGAAAUACAAUCAGUGCAUCUAUACUACUGUCAUUAUCAAGAGACAGAGGAUUCUGGGGUAGGUAG